AUGGAAUCUGAUAAAGAAUCUCAAAAGCCUGCCUUACCCAAGGACAUCUUCAAAAAUGCAUUCACAUGGAUGUUUUAUGAAAUCUCCAAACAUCGCUUCCCCAGGGUGGUUUCAUAUGUAUACUUGGUAAUUGUAUUGGUAGAAUUUUGCUGGAAUUUUGCUGAUAAAAAUCUGCCUUUGGGUAUCGCACUUGCUGUUGGCCUCUCUGGACUUUUAUUUGGACUGAUCCCUGCAUGGUUCCAGUACGUGAAAGAGCACCCCAAUACAAAAAAGUUAGUUCAGCAAGUGUUGGAAUCAAAUCCCGGCGUUGAUACCAGGAAAUGGAACGAAAUUGCGAAUAUACUGAACCCUUUCUUUUACCGAGAAAACAUCUGGAGAACACCAUACUUUUUUUUUAAUGGUCGACAUGUUCAACGUGUGUUCAAGUAUAAUGUUUUAAAGCCAUAUCUCGAAGGGCAAUUUGAAGGUGUUGCUGACGCGGACAAGAUUCAAUCAGCAAGGUGUUAUUUGCAAUCACUAAAUGAGAAGUUUGAACUAUUAUUGAAGAACAAUUUGCCAGAACCCGUUUUAAAUUCCAAACUACCCAGAGACACGCACAGAAAUAAACUCUUCUUUUACCCACAAUAUUUACUCUUUGGAUUCUUUUUUUGUUGUUGUCAAGCGCUAAUUUGUUAA
This is a messenger RNA of Zygosaccharomyces rouxii, 675 nucleotides long. RefSeq lists its product as uncharacterized. The transcript has a single exon. The record is from RefSeq and is a predicted model, not a curated record. Lineage: Eukaryota; Fungi; Ascomycota; Saccharomycetes; Saccharomycetales; Saccharomycetaceae. Bases 1 to 675 code for a protein of 224 amino acids.